UGUGCAUUCAGCGGCAUUUGCUGCAGGUUCUGAGUAGAACUACCAGUGGUAUGUGUGCACAUCAACUGGAAAUCCAUUCGGACGCAGGGAGGCGUUCACUCCACUAGUCUGAACCAGAACUAGCUCCACUGGACGGACAGACGGAAAAUAGCUGGCCGAUUGCUAGCAACAGAGCCUCGAACGUCAGGCUAACAAUAACUUAGAAGGAACAACUGGAACGCCACCACGGAUUUCUUGUGGGACAAGCGUACAGGCCUCGCUGCUAAAACGAUGCCUCACAACAGACGGUACUCGUCUUCGGACAGAGACAGUCGAAACAGCUACCAAGACCGUUACAGAGACAGAGAUAGAGAUAGAGACAGAGGACGACGACAUCGACAUCGAAGAUCGCCCACCUAUUCCUCCAGCAGUGACAGAGACCGGGACAGAGACAGAGACAGAAGAGGACGAGGACACAGGCAGGAGGGAAGCUAUGCACGAACAAGGAGCCGUAGUUAUGACAAUCGCUCAACUGAACAUCGACCAUUUGACCGGCGAUACUGCGAAGGAUACAGACGCUUGGACCAGAGCCGAGAUCGCGACAGAGAACGGGAGCCACAUGGAGCAGCCGAAAGUUACUAUCCACGUGACUUCACCCCCACCAUGUAUGACUACAGACGAGGCCGUGAGAGGGAGCGCGAACGGGAUGAGUCUUACCGGCGGAAAGGCAGCAGGCGUAAGCACAAACGAAGGCGGCGUAGAACCAGGUCCUAUAGCCCAUCUUCCUCGCGGAGCGACAGCCGGACGCGGGCACUGAGUGUGAGGGACGACGAGGAAGGGCACCUGAUCUGUCGGAGUGGGGACGUCCUGCAAGAGAGAUAUGAGAUUGUCAGCACUCUGGGCGAAGGCACCUUUGGGAGGGUGAUGCAGUGCGUUGACCAUCGCAGGGCAGGGUCCCACGUGGCUCUGAAAAUUAUCAAGAAUGUGGAAAAAUACAAGGAAGCUGCUCGCCUCGAGAUCAAUGUACUCGAGAAGAUCAAUGAAAAGGACCCUGAUAACAAAUUCUUGUGUGUACAGAUGUAUGAUUGGUUUGACUACCACGGCCACAUGUGUAUUUCAUUUGAGCUCCUGGCUCUUAGCACCUUUGACUUUCUGAAAGAGAACAACUAUCUGCCCUACUCCAUUGGUCAGGUCAGACACAUGGCCUACCAAAUCUGCCUGGCUGUGAAGUUUCUCCAUGACAGUAAGCUGACACACACAGACCUAAAACCAGAGAACAUUCUGUUUGUCAACUCCGACUUCACAAUGUCCUACAAUGUAGAAAAGAAGCGAGAAGAGCGGACAGUUAAAAGCACAGGCGUGCGCGUGGUGGACUUCGGCAGUGCCACAUUCGACCAUGAGCAUCAUAGCACCAUUGUGUCCACGCGGCAUUACCGGGCACCUGAGGUCAUACUGGAGCUGGGCUGGAGCCAUCCCUGUGAUGUCUGGAGCAUUGGCUGUAUCCUGUUUGAGUACUACCUGGGCUUUACCUUGUUUCAGACUCAUGACAACAGGGAACAUUUAGCCAUGAUGGAGAGAAUCCUGGGACCAGUUCCUUCUAGGAUGAUUCGCAAAACAAGGAAGCAGAAGUAUUUCUAUCGUGGCCGUCUGGACUGGGAUGAGAGUUCCUCAGCAGGGAAAUAUGUCAGAGAAAACUGCAAACCUCUGAGGCGGUACCUGCUGUCUGAGUCUGAGGAGCACCACCAGCUGUUUGACCUCAUUGAGAGCAUGUUGGAAUAUGAGCCCACCAAGAGGCUGGCGUUAGCUGACUCCCUCAAACACCCUUUCUUUGCAAAUGCAGGGAUUGGUGAGGCAGCAGGUAGCAAGAACUGGGAGGGCAACCGGGACAUCAGUCGGUGACCCAUGGGCUUCUAAAGACUAAAUGACAGACGUUAAGUCUUUUAUACGUGGAGCAGGUGAACUGUUGAGAGAACUGGAGCUUUGGAUUAUUUUUUUCCCCUCCGUCGUUCUGUCAUUUACGCAUGGACUCCUUCUUCCACCCUGCUCCUUUAAGGUCAGCCUCUGCAGCCACAUCAGGCAUGUUUUUGCAGAGGAGAGACUAAUAUAAUCUUUAAUUGACUGAAAAGAGUCAAACCAGCCUCAGCCCUCCUUUCUGGUGAUCCCUGCUGCAACAGAGGAGAAAAAUCUGUAACAGGAUUGUCUGUACCAAAAGUAGCCCUCUAUGCAGCUCCUGUCUUCCUUUUGACUUCUGAACCAACUUUCCCUUGCUGUCCGUCGGGCAAUUUUUUUUAUCAGCAUGUAAGGAAAAAUAAGUCACAUUUUAAAUUAAUUAAGCACUACUGUAGUAAAUCAGAAGCUCCAUUUUGGAGGACAAAUUCUGAAGUUUAAGGAAAGGCUGAAAGGAGAUAGAGCUGUGUACUCAUCAAGUCCUCAUUCUCAUCAUCCUAAAUCGUGGAAGAACAUGUCAUCAGCAAAUACUUCGAAUCUUUUUUUUUAUUUUUUUUUAAUUGUUAUGCCAACUGUCAAAUCCGUGACAUGUAGUAUAUUUCCUUUAUUACAUGGCAGAUACAAGAGGGCAUAUGUGUUUGGGGAGGGCAGAUGAAAGAAAUAUUAAAUGAAAUGUCCAAAGUUACAGAAAUGCAAAUUGCAAGUAUCUCCAGCAGAGACAAAUGUCUCAAAUUUUUGUUUACAUUUUUGUUCGGUGAGCACUUGCAUUGCGUGUUAUUUUCCAUGUUUAAUUUUUUAUGUACAAUAGGACUAUCCCUUAUAUGGAGGCUGUUUCCUGUAUUAGCCGGUUGCUAGGUCUGUUACUGUUCACCAAUAAGAUGUUUAUGAUAAUGGACACUCCACACACGGGCCUCGGCAGCCUGUCUUAUUGAUUGAUAUAUCUGUUAUGUUAUGCAAUACUUUCUGGGUGUGAGUGUGUGUAUGUAGGGGUUUGGAUUGUGUGGGUGACAUGUUAAUGUUUUGCUAUGUGACUUAAUAGUUCUUCAGCAUCAGUCAUGAAAACACAGCGAUACUUUCAGACAUAAACAUAAACUGCCUUUUUCCAUGUGUGAUAUGGUCUGACCUGUGGUCUGUCCAUUGACGUUAAGCACACAGCUCCUGGUCGUAGCCAACGAGCCACAUACACCUCCUGUUGACGGUAUUUAUUUUUAGUUUUAGCCCCCACCCUCCCACAUGUACAUGAUUUGUUUUUUUUUUGUAUGAAAUGAAAACGUAUAAAACUGUAUAUAUGUAUGAUUGUGUAGAAUUAAAGUUAAGUCCUCCUUGCCAAAGUCG
Molecule: messenger RNA, 3261 nt
Organism: Sphaeramia orbicularis (orbiculate cardinalfish)
Lineage: Eukaryota; Metazoa; Chordata; Actinopteri; Kurtiformes; Apogonidae
Gene: clk2a
Product: CDC-like kinase 2a
Exons: 13
Coding region: 271-1878 (535 amino acids)
Biological process (GO): peptidyl-tyrosine phosphorylation; regulation of RNA splicing
Cellular component (GO): nucleus
Molecular function (GO): ATP binding; protein tyrosine kinase activity; protein serine/threonine kinase activity
Source: RefSeq, a predicted model, not a curated record